AUGAAGAAAAAGGUUUUACUAAUGGGCAAAAGUGGCUCUGGCAAAACCAGCAUGCGUUCGAUAAUAUUUGCCAACUACAUAGCGCGAGAUACGACGCGGCUGGGUGCAACCAUUGACGUAGAGCACUCGCAUGUACGCUUUUUGGGGAACCUAGUACUCAACUUGUGGGAUUGUGGUGGCCAGGAGGGCUUUAUGCAGCAAUAUUUUGCUUCACAGCGUGACAACAUCUUUCGUAAUGUGGAAGUACUUAUUUAUGUAUUUGAUGUGGAGAGUCGCGACAUGGAGCGUGAUGUUCACUACUAUCAAUCGUGCUUGGAAUAUGGUUAG
This is a messenger RNA of Rhagoletis zephyria (snowberry fruit fly), 327 nucleotides long. Its product is annotated as ras-related GTP-binding protein A-like. Gene Ontology annotation, biological process: cellular response to starvation; negative regulation of autophagy; positive regulation of TORC1 signaling. Gene Ontology annotation, cellular component: Gtr1-Gtr2 GTPase complex; nucleus; lysosome. The record is from RefSeq and is a predicted model, not a curated record. Gene Ontology annotation, molecular function: GTPase activity; GTP binding. Lineage: Eukaryota; Metazoa; Arthropoda; Insecta; Diptera; Tephritidae.